This is a messenger RNA of Trichoderma citrinoviride, 972 nucleotides long. RefSeq lists its product as hypothetical. The record is from RefSeq and is a predicted model, not a curated record. The transcript has 3 exons. The annotation marks the transcript as partial. NCBI's taxonomy places the organism in Eukaryota, Fungi, Ascomycota, Sordariomycetes, Hypocreales, Hypocreaceae.
UCAAGCUCCUCCUCCACACCCAACCGCCCGCCGGCCAUCAAGCUACAGUUCAUCAACACGGCACAUCCUCGCGAAUCGACCUCGGCCAAGCGUAUCAGCCAGAUCCGGUCUCACGUGGCCAAGGACUCCCACGCCCGCCGCCGCCAGCGAAAGGCCGGCAACACUGGCAACAGCAGUAACAAUGCCUGUGCCUGUUGCGCAGCCUCGUCUGCCGCUUCUCAUGCACCAGCGGCCGCUCCUGCAGAGUCUUCCGCCUCGUCCGAGUCGCCGGACUCCACCUCCGCAGGCAGUACAAGUAGUACUGCUGCUGAAGACGAGGGGCUGUCGAGCUGCUGUCCAGGCUUUCGGAGAAUAGCCCCGAAGACCAGAGUCCUGGAGCGGAGUGCAGCUCUGCCUCAUCCCAGGAAAUUGAUUGGCGAUACGAAGACGGAUGGCUGGUCGUUUGCCUGGGAGCUGUCGUCCGACGAGUGCAAGACCUUUGAUUUUUUCCUAGACUGGGUCCUCACGUACGGCUAUGAAAUCUGCUUUCCCCGCGAACAGGUCCCCGUCGUCAUGGGCCGUAUGAAGACAACUUACGUCCCCUUCGCCAUCAAACACCCGUGCCUCCUCUCCUGCAUCUUCUACAUCUCCUACCAUCGGCGCUCUCUCAACACGGAUGAUCCCGGAGAGGCCACCCAGUGCCACCUUAAGAUGCAGCGCUACCGGCUGGCCUGCAUAGAGAUGAUGAAGAGCGCGCUUGCGGCGGAAGAGAAGCCCUCUGCGCAGACCAUUACGCUGGCCAUGCAGCUGUGCUCGGAAGCUUUCUUUGAGGGAAGCCCAGAUGUCUCAUAUACACAUGCGCACGCCGCCAGGGCCUUGGUGUCUGCAAGGGGCGGCCUCGGGAGCUUCGACCAGGCCGGCGUCGAUGCCCUCCUCUCCUUUCUGCUGGCAACGUCCGUGUACAACGGGAACUACUGGUUCGUUCCCGGCUGU